GAUACGGGUCGGCCGCGACCUUGUGCAGCGGCGGUGUGCAGUGCCUGCGCAGGGAGAAGCGGCGCAGGUUACGAGCAAGUGCCGCCGGAUAUAGAGCGACAGGCUUUGGGACAAAAAGAAAACAAAAAAGACCGGCCGCUGGUCAGGCGGGAGUAUACGCCGGGUCGUCUCGCCCGAUGCACUCGGCACCAGGAACGAGAUGCUGAAGAUCGGCUGACGAGGGGCCGCGCUGUCCGAUGCCGCUGAGCCGCUGCUGCUGCUGGCCGAGGCUUGGCGCGGCCAAGGUCUGCGCCAGCGCGCUCGGCUCCCUAGCCCUGUUCCUGCUUCUGAUAUCGAGGCCGACGCCGGCGUCCGUCAACGCGCACCACCCCCGGCCGUCCGUCGGCAAGUCCACCAGCAACGACCUCUGGACGGGACCCCCGGCUUGGGUCGUGCUCCGGGACAACGUCACGGUCCACCGCGGCGUCGCAGCCAACCCGCACAACUACUCCUACCUGCUGGACAACCCCCAGGUUUGCGGCGAUGACGGCGGCGACAGGCCUCCGCUGCUGGUUGUGCUCGUCGCGUCCAACGCCAGGAACGGCGCCGAGCGCCGACAGGCCAUCAGGGACACCUGGGGACAGAAGUCCCUGCAGAGGGCGCUGAACUUUCGCGUCGUGUUUCUGCUGGCCGAUCCGGGAGAGCCCGCGCGUGACCUGAUGGCAGAGAACUACGCGUACGGCGACCUGGUGCAGGAGGACUUUGCCGAGAGCUUCGAGAACCUGGCGCUCAAGUCCGUCAUGGGGCUCAAGUGGUUCGUGACGCGCUGCCCCGGCGCCGCGUUCGCCCUCAAGACAGACGACGACAUCUUCGUGCACGUGCCCAACCUGCUGAGUGCACUGGACGGGCCGUCCAUGGAGGACGCCAUCUUGUGCCACUCGAACCCAGUGCGCCGCAUCCUGCGGCACGGCGAGGGCCCGCUGCCCAGCCGCUACCUCAAGUACUGCGUGCCCCGGGCCCAGCUGCCCGGGGAGCUGUUCCCGCGCUACUGCGGCGGCUUCGCCUACGCCUUCUCGCAGUCGUCGGCGCGGAGGCUCUACCAGGCGUCCCAAGCGACGCCCACGUUCUUCAUCGAGGACGCCUACGUGACGGGCUUCUGCCGCCUCAAGGCUGGCCUGCGCACCCUGGAGCACCCGGGCAUCACCCUCAAGCCGAGGGUGACCCUGGCUCGGGCGAGCUGCGCAUUCACCCGAGAGAGCAGGAUCACCUCGCACGAGCUGGGACCGCGCGACAUGCGCCUGCUGUGGCGCGAAGUGAACACGCAGGCCUUCUUCUGUCCGCGCCUGUUGGGCGUGAUCAAAGGUCCGACCACUCGGUGA
Dermacentor andersoni is the source of this 1358-nucleotide messenger RNA. Its product is annotated as beta-1,3-galactosyltransferase 1-like. Gene Ontology annotation, molecular function: hexosyltransferase activity. Gene Ontology annotation, biological process: protein O-linked glycosylation. The record is from RefSeq and is a predicted model, not a curated record. Gene Ontology annotation, cellular component: Golgi membrane. NCBI's taxonomy places the organism in Eukaryota, Metazoa, Arthropoda, Arachnida, Ixodida, Ixodidae.